Nicrophorus vespilloides is the source of this 2016-nucleotide messenger RNA. Its product is annotated as anoctamin-3-like. The transcript has 13 exons. Gene Ontology annotation, cellular component: plasma membrane. Gene Ontology annotation, molecular function: protein dimerization activity; chloride channel activity. Gene Ontology annotation, biological process: chloride transmembrane transport. The record is from RefSeq and is a predicted model, not a curated record. Lineage: Eukaryota; Metazoa; Arthropoda; Insecta; Coleoptera; Silphidae. Bases 1 to 2016 code for a protein of 671 amino acids.
AUGGAUAAGUUGGCCUUCUACAUCAACGGAUUGCGAAAAGCAGGAGUUGAAAUUGAAAUAGCCAAAGGAGGAAGAAAUAAUGAUUUGGUGUUCAUCAAAUUGCAUUGCGUUUUGGAGGUACUCAUGGAGAUAGUUAAAGCUCACAAUAUCGUAUUGGAAAAGCAAAAUUUGAAGAAGAUGAGGGAAUCAGCAUUUUACAAGCAGAGUUUUGUUCAUACCAUUUGCAGUAGACCCGAUCCCAAGAACCCACUUACCUUAAGAGCACCACAAACGCUUUCUGGGAAUAACGCGACCACUAUGACUAGCGCAGAGAGAACCUUGGCGUUGCAUCGUUUGAUUAUUAGGACCAAAUUCUCGAAUGAAUUUCAGGAUAGAGGAAUAACCAGGAUGAUCACACAAGGUAUAUUAAUAAACGCUUAUCCGCUCCAUGAUAGCACUUUGACGUGGCCCGAACAAGGACCGAUCAGCGACAGACAAUUAUUGGGUAGAUUUUGGUCAAGGCUCAGCUACUUCUACAAAAUGCAGCCGUUACAUUUGAUCAGGAAAUAUUACGGACCUGAGGUGGCAUUCUAUUUUGCGUUUUUAGGAUUCUACAACAGAAUGUUGGUGCCUGCUGCUUUAGUCGGCUUACUGUGCUUCAUCAUCGUUUUCCUGACGUUAGAUGAUGAAAAUCCGCUAAUUAGAGAUUAUUGUAAAAGCGAUGCAGUUAUGUGUCCCAGAUGCUUAGACGCUCGUUAUUGCAACUUUGUGCCGUUGAAGUACUCUUGCGAAAUGGCGAAGAUCGUUCUACUGUUCGAUAAUUCCGCGAAUAUAAUUUAUUCGAUUUUGAUGUCCUUUUGGUCUACCAUUUUUAUGCAACUCUGGAAACGCAGAGAGAUCGAGCUCAGAUUCAAAUGGAACCUCAUGACGGUCGAAGCCAAUACAGCCACAAGAUUACAAUAUUACGAGAGAACCAAAUACAGAAGACCAUCGAAAUUCACCGGUGAAGAAGAACCCUACAUACCGAACCUCAUCAAAUCCUUGAAUUACUCGGUAACUGUGUUCUCCUGCCUAUGCAUGAUUUUCAUCGUAGUGUUGGCAAUUUUCAGCGCUAUGAUGAUAAAAUUCACCGUCGCCGGUUUCAUAUUGGGAAACGAUAUAGAAGUGCUAAAAAACCAUCUGAAUAUUAUAAUAAUGGCCCUUUCUAGUCUCAUCAACUUGAUAUUCAUGAAAAUAUUUGCUCCUAUCUACACUAAAUUAGCAAUAUUGCUGACAAUCCGAGAGAAUCCAAGAACAUACGUGGAAUUUCACAACUCUUGCAUCUACAAAUCUUACAUGCUCGGGUUCGCCAAUAGUUAUUUCCCAGUUUUCUAUUUAGCCCUGAUCAAGGGUCGAUUGUAUACUCAUCCUGGAGACAUGUCCGUCAAAACUAUACCAUUGUAUUCCGAUUUGUGCCAUCCUCCCGGGUGCAUCGUUGGAAUCACCAUAUUGCUCCUCUUUGUCCUAUUGUUCAGAUCGUCCGUUGGUCAGAUCAUUGUGAUCGUGAUAAGAUUAUUAAAGAGAGGUAAAGCAAAAUUGACGAAAGUCGACGAAUCGACUAAACUACCUAGUUGGGAGAGGGAUUACAAACUCGAGAACAAUCCGAAAUUUUGCAUGCUUAAAGAUUACAUGGAAAUUGCCAUUCAAUACGGCUUCGUAACGUUCUUCAUAUCAGCUUUGCCUCUUGCGCCGCUCCUCGCAUUGCUGAACAACAUCAUAGAGAUUAGAUUGGAUGCUGUCAAACGUGUAGCAACCUACAAGAGACCUUUGAUUAGUAGACUUCCGGGUAUUGGAGCUUGGAAUGUCGUCUUUCAAUUGGCCACUCGUCUAGGAAUCUUGACUAAUGCUUUCGUGAUUGCCUUCACCUCAAACACGAUCACCCGAGAGAUUCACAGGUUCGAAACUGGAUCUAUGAAGAACUUUGUAAACACUACACUUUCAGCAAUUGAUUUGGAUUCUGAAUGCAAUUUGCGCAAAUACCAUAUCAGAAGUACCUAG